AUGAAGAGAAGCAAUACAGUGUCCACAGACACAGGGAAUAAAUCACAUAAGAAAGCCAAACAAGGUAGUAAUGACAAAGAGAAUACAGUUGUGGGAAACACAACACAAAAAUCAUCUGUCACAGAUGUUUCACCUACACCAAGUAUCCAAAAUCCUUUUAGGGUGCCUUUACAGAAUGUAACCAAUCAAAGGGCAAGAGUUGUAAGAAAGGAAAUACUGGAUAACAAAAGAACCAUAGGCCUUACUACCUCAAAUAGAGGCCCCUAUAUUGAAACACAAAGUUCACCUAGCAGUGCAAAUUUCAGUGUUUCUGGAAACGUCUCACACCCUGCGAGUAAUGGCAUAAGUAGAACUGGGAACCAAGAAGGUAUUCAACGGAGUAGCAACAUUUCAGCCAGGAUACGAAAGACUCUUGGAUCACCUCCAUCGGUGAAUUCAAAGACCAGACAAACGAAAGGAAGACAAGGUUCAAAUAUGAUAGGACAAUCAAAUCCGACUUUUCCAAAUACUGAAGAUAAUCAAAAUCGUAGACAGCAAACGAAUACAAAUGAAUUCGUACCUCCACCAAGGUUCAUUGUCGAGGACCAUCCUGAAGCUUACAAUAAUCGAUAUGAAAUGGACAGUGAGUCUGAAAGUGAACAUGAAGAUGACGAGAAUCAAACUUACACUAACUAUCAAGCUGGAGAGUCUUUGAUAAACCCAUCGCCACAACAUAUCCCACAAGAAACGAAUCAAACAGUUACACCGCCUAUUAUCAUCGGGAUACAAGAAAACGGUUAUUACGACGAUGGAGAUCCGGUUUGGAAUUGUAAGUAUUGUCAAGCAUAUAUGUGGUUUGGUGAAAGAAUUGGAAAACGCCGUCGUAGUUCCAAUCCUGUCUUCACAAUGUGUUGUAAAAGUGGUAAAGUUGUGCUUCCUCGGCUCGCGAAUCCCCCAAUGGAGUUAAUGUAUUUGUUAUGCAAAGGAGACGAGUUAAGCAAACAUUUUCGAGAGUUCAUACGAGCUUACAAUAUGAUGUUCUCUUUCACAUCUCUUGGGGGCAAGAUUGAUCAUUCUAUUAACAAUGGUCGUGGACCAUUUGUGUUCCGAAUGUCCGGUGAGAACUAUCAUCGUAUUGGUGAUAUAGUCCCCGGGCCUGGAGAAUCUCCCAAAUUUUCCCAGCUGUAUAUCAUUGAUACUUUGAAUGAGAUCAGAAAUAGACUUGACGCUUAUGCCGGGUCAGACAGAGCGGGUGCUAAGAAUUUAAGAGAAUCGGUUGUUCUUCUCCUGAAGAAUAUGUUAGAUCAGUGUAACCCUCAUGUUCAGGCUUUUAGGUCUGCAAGAGACAGAUUCGACGUGGAGGGAUCUACAGGUUAUAGGAUGAGGUUGAUUGAGAGUCGACAAUCUGAUGGACGGACCCAUAAUCUUCCGACUGCAAAUGAAGUAGCUGCUUUGAUACCUGGCGAUUUUGUUUUGAAUAUGGAACCUCGAGAUAUUGUUCUUGAGAGUACAAGUGGAAAGUUGCAAAGGAUAAGUGAACUACAUCCGGCGUAUUUGCCUCUGCAAUAUCCACUGUUGUUUCCAUAUGGAGAGGAUGGCUUUCGAUUAAAUAUUCCUAUUGGUUUUGAGGAGAGCACUGCGAGAAAACGCAAAAAUGUAACUAUGCGUGAGUAUUUUGCCUUUCGGAUUUUAGAGAGGAGGUGGGAAGCACCAACAAUUACAAGAUCAGGCAGAUUGUUUCAUCAGUUCCUUGUGGACGCCUACACAAUGAUAGAAUCGAGUAGACUGCGGUACUUGUGGUUGAAUCAGAAAAAGCUACGGUCUAGCAGUUACGAUGCAAUCCAGAAAGCAGCUGCUAAAGGUGGAGCUAAGAUGGCUGAGCAAGGGAGCCGGAUUUUUAUUCCAGCAACUUUCACCGGAGGAAAAAGGUAUAUGAAGCAGCACUACUAUGAUGCCAUGGCUAUGUGCAAGUACCAUGGAUUUCCAGAUAUUUUCAUCACUUUUACUUGCAAUCCAAAAUGGCCUGAAGUUACAAGGUAUCUGAAAAAAUAUAACCUGACCAGUGAAGACAGACCAGAAAUAUUGUGUAGAGUUUUCAAGAUAAAACUGGAUAAUCUUAUCGGUGAGUUGACAAAAAAGAACGGAUCCUUAUUUGGCCCUACUGCUGCAGUAAUGUACACGAUUGAGUUUCAGAAAAGAGGAAUGCCACACGCUCAUAUUCUUGUCUUCAUGGAAAAAGGAUCUAAAUUUCCAACAGCCGAUGAUAUAGAUAAGAUUAUUUCUGCGGAAAUACCCGACAAGACCGUAGAUCCAGACCUCUACGAAAUCGUUGGGGAAUGUAUGAUGCAUGGUCCUUGCGGUCCAGCAAAGAAGGAUAAUGUAUGUAUGGUCAACGGAAAAUGUUCUAAGAUGUUUCCGAAACGUCUCAACCCAACAACAACGAUUGACCCAAAUGGAUUUCCAGCGUACAUGCGUCGGAUUGAUGGUAGGUUCAUUGAGAAAAAUGGAAUCAGACUAGACAAUGGAUAUGUUGUACCAUACAACAGAGACCUCAUGCUCCGAUAUCGCGCGCAUAUGAAUGUCGAGUGGUGCGUCCAAACACGAGCUGUUAAGUAUCUUUUCAAAUAUAUUCAUAAGGGACCUGAUUAUGCCUCAGCUGCAAUGGAUAUGGAAGAUGAAGAUGGUGUCAUUGACGAAAUUAAAACAUAUUAUGACUGCAGAUAUAUUACGGCAUGCGAGUCUUCAUGGCGAAUUCUUGCUUUUCCUACACAUUUCCGUACUACUGCUGUAGAGAAACUUGGAUUUCAUCUUCCCGAUCAGGAGCUGGUGUUUUUUGAUGAAGAUGAACCUAUUGAGAGUAUUCUCAACAAAAAGACGGUCAACCAAUCCAUGUUUUUGGCCUGGUUUAUAGCAAACAGAAAAUAUCCAGAGGCUAGAGAGUUGACAUAUGCUGAAUUUCCAACUAAAUUUGUGUGGAAAUCAUCUACGAAAGAAUGGGUACCACGGAAACGAAGCUUUGCGAUAGGGAGGAUUGCGCAUAUUGAUCCAUCAGAUGCUUGCUUUGCGUUAGGAUUGAUGGAUGAUGACAAGGAAUUCAUUGAAGCUAUCAAAGAGGCUACUGACAAUAGUUCUGCCACAUAUGCCAGAAAGCUAUUUGCGAGAAUGUUGGUAUCCAAAACGAUAUCUCAGCCUCAUGUUGUCUGGGAAGCUACUUGGGAGUAUCUCACCGAAGAUAUCCUUUACAAGAAGCGCCGAGAAACUGGACGACCUGAUAUAAACUUGAGCAUAGAGCAGAUAAAAAAUAUUGCUCUUACUGAGAUCGAAAAUCAUUUGCUCAGCAAUGGUCGUAGCCUCAAAAAAUGGCCUCUUAUGCCAAAGCCAGAAGAUUUUGCCUGUUACAAUGGAAAUCGCCUUAUAGAUGAUGAGCUUAAUUAUGUUGUGGAAGAUCAGCUAAAAGAAAAUGAAAGGCUUAUGGCGUUGAUAACAGAUGAGCAAAGAGCGGUAUACAACCAGAUUCUAGAUGCAGUUUUAAAUGAUACGGGUGGAGUGUUCUUUCUUUAUGGUUAUGGAGGCACAGGAAAAACUUUCGUAUACAGAGCACUCUCAUCAGCUAUCCGAUCUAGAGGUAUGAUUGUUUUAAAUACUGCAUCCAGUGGAAUUGCUGCACUGUUGUUGGAAGGAGGUAGAACCGCACAUUCGAGAUUUGGUAUUCCGAUAGAUGCAGACGAUUUCAGUACCUGCAAGAAAAUGGAACCAGGAUCAGAUCGUGCAGAAUUAGUUAAAGCGGCAAAGUUAAUUGUAUGGGAUGAGGCGCCUAUGAUGAGCAGACACUGUUUCGAGACGUUGGAUCGUAGUAUGCGUGAUAUUAUAAGAUCUUCGGAAGACAAACCGUUUGGAGGUAAAGUUGUUGUUUUUGGUGGAGAUUUCAGACAGAUUUUACCGGUUAUCGUCGGAGGUGGUAGAGCAGAGACGGUUUUGGCGGCUCUGAAUUCGUCUUAUCUUUGGGACCACUGCAAAGUUUUGAAGUUAACAAAAAACAUGAGAUUGCUCGCUGGUCUUACUGAUGAUGCAGCAAACGAGCUUCAGUCGUUUUCAAACUGGAUUUUGGAUAUUGGAGAUGGAAAAAUAAAUUUGCCCAACGACGGUCAAGUUGAGAUUGAUAUCCCUUCUGAUUUGCUGAUAGAAAAUGUUGGAGGAGAUCCUAUUGAUACUAUGGCAAAAGAGUUGCCAGGUGAAGAAAAGGUUUAUCUUAGCUCGGACAGUAUUAUCCCAUCCGAUGUUGACAUACAAGAAAAUGUAGUAUAUCCUGCAGAAUUUUUGAACAGUGUUAAAGUGGCUGGACUGCCUAGACAUUGUUUGAAGCUCAAGGUGGGUGCUCCUAUUAUGUGUCUCCGUAAUAUUGAUGUUGCAGAUGGCUUAUGUAAUGGUACUAGGCUAAUUGUUACUCAGUUACUGCCCCAUGUGAUUGAAGCUAGAGUUAUAACGGGAAAUAAUAUUUCUGGAGACAAGGUUUGGAUCUCUAGAAUGUUUGUCACGCCACCUGACGCAAAGUUUCCCUUCAGAAUGCGUCGAAGACAGUUUCCGGUUACAUUGGCUUUUGCGAUGACCAUCAACAAAAGUCAAGGUCAAACACUGGAAAGAGUUGGUUUGUUCUUACCUAGGCCAGUAUUCUCUCAUGGUCAGCUCUAUGUUGCACUUUCAAGAGUUAAGUCAAGAUCGGGAUUAAAAAUCCUAAUAACUGGUAAAGAUUCAAAGCCGCAGACGAAAACAUUGAAUGUUGUCUACAAACAAGUUUUUCAAAAUAUUCCGUAA
Molecule: messenger RNA, 4791 nt
Organism: Raphanus sativus (radish)
Lineage: Eukaryota; Viridiplantae; Streptophyta; Magnoliopsida; Brassicales; Brassicaceae
Exons: 16
Coding region: 1-4791 (1596 amino acids)
Biological process (GO): telomere maintenance; DNA repair
Molecular function (GO): DNA helicase activity
Source: RefSeq, a predicted model, not a curated record